CACUGUGGCUGUGACUGUGAUGUUGCAACAAUCACGAAAAUAAUAUUCUGCAAGCAAAAGAGCUAAAGUCGAGUAGCACGCUGGUGAUUUCGUAGGCCUAGGGAAAUGAGCUCGAAGGUUAGCAGAGAUACACUCUACGAGUGUGUUAACACACUUCUCGAAAACUCCCAAAAGAAGAAAAGAAAUUUCUUGGAAACUGUUGAAUUGCAAAUCGCUCUCAAGAAUUACGAUCCCCAGAAAGACAAACGUUUCUCCGGAACAGUGAAAUUGAAGAAUAUACCAAGACCAAAAUUUACUGUUUGUGUAUUGGGAGAUCAACAGCACUGUGAUGAAGCUAAAGCCAAUGAUGUAGCAUGUAUGGAUGCUGAAGCACUAAAGAAAUUGAACAAAAAUAAGAAGUUGGUUAAAAAAUUAGCAAAGAAAUAUGAUGCCUUCCUUGCAUCUGAGUCUCUUAUUAAACAAAUUCCAAGAUUGCUGGGUCCCGGUUUAAACAAGGCUGGAAAGUUUCCUUCUCUGCUGACUCACAAUGAAUCUAUGAUGGCAAAGAUAGAUGAAGUGAAAGCUACCAUUAAAUUUCAAAUGAAGAAGGUUCUCUGUUUAGCAGUUGCAGUUGGGCAUGUCACUAUGACUCAAGAUGAACUGGCUCAGAAUCUAAAUCUUGCAAUCAAUUUUCUCGUGUCCCUGCUCAAGAAGAAUUGGCAAAAUAUAAGAUCUUUACAUGUAAAAAGUACAAUGGGAACAGCUUUGCGAUUGUAUUAA
Molecule: messenger RNA, 759 nt
Organism: Uloborus diversus
Lineage: Eukaryota; Metazoa; Arthropoda; Arachnida; Araneae; Uloboridae
Gene: RpL10Ab
Product: 60S ribosomal protein L10a-like
Biological process (GO): translation
Cellular component (GO): large ribosomal subunit
Molecular function (GO): RNA binding; structural constituent of ribosome
Source: RefSeq, a predicted model, not a curated record